Messenger RNA from Sinocyclocheilus rhinocerous, 1743 nucleotides. Its product is annotated as zinc transporter 1-like. Gene Ontology annotation, molecular function: zinc ion transmembrane transporter activity; calcium channel inhibitor activity. The transcript has 3 exons. The record is from RefSeq and is a predicted model, not a curated record. Lineage: Eukaryota; Metazoa; Chordata; Actinopteri; Cypriniformes; Cyprinidae. The coding region runs from base 23 to 1453 and encodes 476 amino acids. Gene Ontology annotation, biological process: detoxification of zinc ion; intracellular zinc ion homeostasis; zinc ion transmembrane transport. Gene Ontology annotation, cellular component: endoplasmic reticulum; membrane; Golgi apparatus.
UGGAGAAGUUUGCCGGUCCAAAAUGGGUUUGGGACAGAAUCGGGUGCGUUUGCUGUGUAUGCUGUCUUUAACGCUUGUGUUUUUCAUUGUUGAAGUUGUAGUAAGCAGGAUAACUGCGUCUCUCGCAAUGUUGUCAGACUCUUUUCACAUGCUCUCGGAUGUAAUAGCUUUGGUAGUGGCUUUUAUCGCGGUGAGUUUUGCGGAGACAACUCGUGCCACAAGUAAAAACACAUAUGGAUGGAUCCGCGCAGAAGUGAUGGGAGCUUUAGUUAACGCCGUGUUUUUGACGGCCCUCUGCUUCACUAUUCUGUUAGAAGCCACUGAGCGCUUCACGCUGCCUCACGAGAUCGAGAAUCCACGCGUGGUCAUUUGGGUUGGCGUUGCUGGUCUCCUGGUGAAUGUACUCGGUCUUUUCCUGUUCCACGGACGUCUUGGAACAACUGGAAAUAUUGUAAAAUUUGCACACACACACUCUCAUGGUGGUCACUCUCAUCUUCACCAGACAAAUCGCAGAGAGUUUGAAAAACCAAAGGCACAUGAAGAAGCAUACAAUCUCAUGAUAAACAGCAACAGUUCUCAAGGAUACCAAACUUCUGAGCUGAAAUCAGACAGCCUAAACAUCAAAAUCACUGCUAAGGGCUCAUUGGAGGACUUGGAUCACAGUUCUGGGUCGACCUCCCAGAUGAACAUGCGUGGGGUGUUCCUGCACGCGCUCGGUGACGCGUUAGGGUCCGUCAUUGUGGUAGUCAACGCCUUGAUCUUCACUUUUGUGUGGACGCCAUGCCACAGUAACACAGUCUGCUUCAACCCCUGCCGUAGCAGCCACUUGACUGAACACCAACAUGUUGAUACCACAGUCCUGAGCAUAUCCAACUGUCAGAACAGAACUGUCUCUGUGGCCGGACCAUGCUGGGUGCUUUACCUGGACCCAACCUUAUGUCUAAUAUUGGUGUGUAUUUUGCUCUACACAACUUUCCCUCUCCUAAAGGAGUCGGCUCUGAUUCUCCUACAAACAGUACCCAAACAAAUCGAUAUGCACAAGCUGAAUGGGAAACUAAGGAGCUUGGAUGGAGUUAUGGCCGUUCAUGACCUGCAUAUCUGGCAGCUGGCUGGGUCUCGCAUUAUUGCAACCGCUCACAUCAAAUGCACGGAUCCAGCUUCUUACAUGGACAUAGCCAAACGCAUUAAAGACUUCUUCCAUGAUGAAGGCAUCCAUGCUACUACUGUUCAGCCAGAAUUUUCUCCCAUUUCUGAAGGAUCUGGUGACUCCCAGUGUGAGCUUUCCUGUCGAAGUCAAUGCAAACCCAAGCUAUGUUGUAAUCCGACUAAAAGGGCUAAGCCAGAGUUGGAGUUGACCAAGAGUAAAGAAAAGCCCUGCAGGCACACUGUAGGAUGGGCUGAUCGGAAAGAAGUGGAGGAUACUGUACAUACGGAGAUGGAAUCAACGGUUUAGAUCAAGAAGGAUAUUAUAUUGCAUGAGUUGCACACGUCCAACUUGCUCAUAGCUGAUUGUUGCAGGAAAUGUGUCAUAUUUGGGGAAUUGUCUGGACUAUUUCAAAUCUGCUUAUUGCAGAUGUAUGUCUCAGAGAGAUAUGUUUGUUAAACCCAACAGCAUUAGAUUCCAUGCUGUGUUCUUUAAACCUGAUAUAUAAAAACUCAAUGCAACUUUAUCCACAUUAUGUAUGUUGGUUCUUAUUUAUUGCUAGAUAGAUAGAUAUUAAAGGUCACUUUACAUAUUUACAA